GUCUAGGAAAUUGCCGUACAUGGCAAAAGAGAUUUCGCAAUCGGCUCCCCUCCAUAUUCCAAACAAAAACACCAGGAGCUUCGACAGACGGAAUUAAAGUACUAACUUUUGCCUCCACGUCGUCACUUCCGACCGCCACUUCUCCAUUGUGUCGCCUCGUCAAGGCGCCAUCUUCCACUUCCUGUUGGCACUAGGAUACGAAAAGGCACUCGGGUCAGCGCCUAUCCAAAUGAGCCGGCCGUCGCAGCCGAAAGCCACAUCAUCAGACCACAACGGCGUGAGCGUCAUCCAGAGUCAGGCCCACGCCGCCGCCACCGCGUUGCUGCAGCAGGUCCCCCAGCUCGUCCCCGCUCACCCGUCAUCCGCAGGUGGCAAGGCGGCCGCGCCCAGCAAGAUGAAGAAGGCGUCGGCGGACAAGGACAGCGAGGAGUACCGUCAGCGGCGCGAGCGCAACAACCUGGCGGUGAAGAAGAGUCGCAUGCGCAGCAAGCAGAAGGCCAUGGACACGCAGCAGCGCGUCAACCAGCUCAAGGAGGAGAACGAGCGUCUGGAGGCCAAGAUCAAGCUGCUCAGCAAGGAACUGAGCGUGCUCAAAGACCUCUUCUUGGAACACGCCCACAACCUGGCUGACAACGUCCAGCCCCCCGCCUCUGCCCCGGAUGACACUAGCCCCGCCCCCAACGGCGCCCAAUGAGACACUUUGAUUGGACCGGCAUCGCCCUCCCCCCCUUUUGACUCGUACAGUCACGUGACAUCCAUGGAAUGCUGACAAUGGCCAGUCACGUGUCACUGACUCGUCCAAUAGGAUGAGACGCUGGAGCAGGCGGGCGGGGCCUCACCUGAGUAUUUGUACACCUUUUCCAAACCAGUCUUGGCAAGAUGGACUUUGUUUUUUAAACGACGCCGCUGUGUGAUUGGACGCAGGCGUCACCUGACACUCGAAACCAUCUUGUCUUCUACUUCCCGUGUUUGUUAGCAUGGCUGUUGCUCGAUGUUUCGUACCAUUGUUUACCACCUGCGCCGAGUUUAUUAGCACGUGUUCAAACGUUAUUUGUUUAUUAGCAUGUUGAAAACCACAGCUCAUGUUGUUUAUUAGCAUAUUGACGUUUCUAAGCAUGUUCCCCUGACAUCGUAUGUUCUUUUUUUUUUCUUUUUUUCUAGCUACUUUGGGUUAGCUGGCGCGUAACGGCGGUCCCCGCAGCAGCAUGAUUACAGAAUGAAUUAAAAGCUAGUUAGCCGCCGGCUAAUUAGCGUUGUGGGACCAAAACAGUCAAAUCCUGUUCAUCUUAUUUAUUUACUGAAUUGAAAGGUGACUUUUUAACGAUUGCUGAUACUUUUUGUGAUCUCUAUCAACAAACGUUGGGUGCAUUGGAUUUUCUUAUCAGAUAACACGGCGCCACCGUGUGGUCAGUCAUUGAGGACAUUUCUGCAUUUAGUUUGUCACUCGGGUAUCUGAUUGGCGUCCAUAUUGUGCUGACUUUAUAAGAGUGGGGGGCGUGUUAACUGUUCAAAGGAUCAGUGAGCGCUAUUUUUUUUCCUAUGGACUUUGUAGUUGCUGUGUACUGUAUGUUUGUUAGCAUGUAAUAACAAUAACAGAUCAUUGCUGAGCCCAUUCUUCAUUCGGGGUCCCGAGGGUAUGGCUGCCAGUUCACGCCAACCGACAAAAAUUCAUUCACUGGAGGAAAGGGUUGCGUGUCUUGGUCACAACCUCAGGGUCGUCCACUGACCCCACCCCCCCCUUUCUGGAUGAUUGGCAUCACCCCCUGACCCACUGCUGGCCCAUAGUCGGCUGACGUUACUGUUGUGUAUACAGUAUAUCACAGGAAGUCACCGCCGCCAUGAUUGUCCCAAAAUGGAAGGAUGACAAUGAUUGUAUCCUCGCCAGAAAGUGGGUGGGGCUUCCUGUGUUGUGGGCGCCCUCGCGACUAUGGCUUGCUCGAAGAUUUUUUUUUUUUCAAUAAAAAAAAAUGUAAGCCUCUUUUUGACUCAUUCAAGGUGGUCGUCAUUUAGUGGCGUUUCUGGUUCAAUUGCUCCGUUUGCUCAUUAGCAAUAUGUUGAUUCUGUGCUCAUUUU
Molecule: messenger RNA, 2073 nt
Organism: Doryrhamphus excisus (bluestripe pipefish)
Lineage: Eukaryota; Metazoa; Chordata; Actinopteri; Syngnathiformes; Syngnathidae
Gene: cebpg
Product: CCAAT enhancer binding protein gamma
Biological process (GO): regulation of transcription by RNA polymerase II; DNA-templated transcription
Molecular function (GO): DNA-binding transcription factor activity, RNA polymerase II-specific; RNA polymerase II cis-regulatory region sequence-specific DNA binding
Source: RefSeq, a predicted model, not a curated record